Messenger RNA from Zophobas morio, 2302 nucleotides. RefSeq names its product hippocampus abundant transcript 1 protein. The transcript is spliced from 6 exons. Gene Ontology annotation, molecular function: transmembrane transporter activity. Bases 119 to 1588 code for a protein of 489 amino acids. Gene Ontology annotation, biological process: transmembrane transport. NCBI's taxonomy places the organism in Eukaryota, Metazoa, Arthropoda, Insecta, Coleoptera, Tenebrionidae. The record is from RefSeq and is a predicted model, not a curated record.
CAGUUACAAAGGUUAUGAUUAGUGAUGGCGGCCGUUGUGUAAACGUCAGUGAAUCGAUAACUACUUUGAAAAUGGUUUUGCUUCUCAGGUGUUGUUAAAAACCCAAAAAAGACUGUCAAUGACAGAAGAAGAAGAAAUGAAGGCGAAAUCGUCGAAACGUAUGGCUGGGAUAAUCAUGAUGUCUCGUAAAUCGAUCGCCAAGGAUGGAGUUGUCACUACUUCAGGCAUCGGCAUGCCCAGCCUAUACCACGCUCUAGUCGUCAUCUUCCUGGAGUUCUUCGCUUGGGGGCUCCUGACCAUGCCCGUCAUAUCAGUAUUAAAUACAACAUUCCCCGACCACACUUUCCUGAUGAACGGUCUCAUCAUGGGCAUCAAGGGCCUGCUGAGUUUCCUCAGUGCGCCUUUGGUGGGAGCCCUAUCGGACGUUUGCGGCAGGAAACUGUUCCUCUUGAUUACGGUGUUCUUCACAUGUCUGCCAAUUCCACUUAUGACUAUCAACACGUUCUGGUUUUUCGCGAUGGUGAGCAUCUCCGGCGUCUUCGCCGUCACGUUUAGCGUCGUCUUUGCGUACGUGGCCGAUGUGACGGACCAGAAGGAUCGGUCGUUGGCUUACGGAUUGGUUAGUGCUACGUUUGCUGCUAGUAUGGUUAUUUCGCCGGCCAUGGGGGCUUACUUGAUGGAAAGGUGGUCCGUUUCACUCGUCGUCGCCCUUGCCACUGCCGUCGCCAUCCUCGACGUGUUCUUUAUCCUCGUCGCCGUCCCCGAGAGCCUCCCUGAGAAGGUCCGCGUCAGCCCUAUUAGCUGGGAGCAGGCCGAUCCCUUCUCUUCCCUCCGAAAUGUCGGCCAGGACCCCACUAUCCUCCUCCUGUGUAUCACCGUGUUCCUGUCGUACCUACCAGAAGCCGGCCAGUACAGCUGCAUCUUCGUCUACCUGAAACUCGUGAUGGGCUGGAGCGCACCGAUGGUCGCCGUCUUCGUGGGCCUCGUCGGGCUGCUCGCCGUCCUCGCGCAGCUCUGCCUCGGCGCGCUGAUGAAGAACCUCGGGUGCAAGCACACGAUCAUGCUCGGUCUGCUCUUCGAGAUGUUGCAGCUGCUGUGGUACGGCUUCGGCACGACGACGUGGAUGAUGUGGGCGGCGGGCAUGUUGGCGUCGAUGAGCUCGAUUACGUAUCCGGCGAUCUCGGCGUUCGUCUCGAUCGUCAGCACCCCGGACAGGCAGGGCGUGGUGCAGGGAAUGGUGACGGGGAUGCGGGGGCUCUGCAACGGACUAGGGCCGGCCAUGUUUGGCUUGAUAUUUUACGUUUUCCACGUGGAUCUGAACGAAGGCGAGGGACAGGAGGGCACGCACUCGACGCCGGUGCACGAUGAAAGCUAUGCGCAGUUGGUGCCGGGACCACCGUUCGUUUUUGGAGCUUUUCUAGUCAUUUGCGCGCUGUUGGUGGCCUCGUUUAUACCGACGAAGUCUAGCACGGAGUCGAGUAUUCCCUUGGACACGCACUACGAGAUGGAAAGAGGCCACAAGGUGGCCGGUACCCUGAGCCCCUUGAUUCCGAGCCGGAACAGCAUCGACAACGCAGCAAUAUUAUAAGAGUAAUAAGUAAGCCGCCACCAAAUGAAGCUACAAUUCCUUACUUACUUUUCUAAAAUCGAUGAUCGAGAUCUAUUUUGUUAGAAAAAUCUCUAUGUAAAUAAGAAUGUGUAAAGAGAGGGGCGUGGUCUGCGGAUUUUAGAAAAGUGACUUGUUGAUUCUUGUUGUUUAGUCGGAGAAUUACGGCCCUGCGUACACAGGGCGUUCUUUUUUUACUACUUAUUAGAGUACGCUUUACUAUUUAUUUUUUAUUUUUAUUGUUUACGGCCGAAUAUUGCCAAGUCUAAGUGUUUUUCGCACCAUCUCUUAUCUUUUCCACACGAGUUACUUUUUAAUGUACAAAUGAGAGAAUCGUAGGUGUUGAGAAUUCUUUUUGUUCGAAUUGAGCAGCUGUUAAACCGUAUAGCGCACUAGUUUUCUCCAGGAACAACUAUGAGAUGAUCUUCGCUAAAUUCACACCGGAAAAAGUAUUGGUUCAUUGUGAUAUUUUUAUUGUACUUAUGACGGCUUUCGUUUCGUAGAACAUCUCAUAAUGCGGGUUUAGAUCAAAGCUGUUAGAUACAAUUAUAACGUAAAUGUGACUAUUUAAGAGCGGACGCAACGUGCUUGCGACAUGGUUGACAAAGACGUUUCAAAAGAAGUAUUUUAGUUAUUAGGGAUAAAUCUAAAGUGUAAAAAUAUAUAUAUAUAAAAAAAUAAAUAAUUGUUUCUGUA